GAUAGAGGCGCCGAGCUAGCAGAAUGAGCAGGGCAAUGGAGGCCGACAUGGACGCGAGCUUGGACUUCUUGGAGCUGGAGGCCCAUCUCGUCUUCGAUCUCGGCAGCGCCGCCGCCGACAGGUACGUGAUGAGCAAACGUUGGAUUAGCUUGGCUGAUUGCUGCAGCUCCUACCUGCCGGCCGAGGACUCGCUCUCCGGCCUCGACUCCUCCUGCCUCAACGACUCCGCCGGCUCGCCGGACGGCGCCACCAGCUCGCCGUCCACGGCGUCGACGAGGACGACCAGGGAGAGCAAGAACGUCGUCGAGGAGAGGGACCGGCGCAGGCGGCUCAACGAGAAGCUCUACGCCAUCCGCGGCGUCGUCCCAAACAUCACCAAGAUGGACAAGGCGUCCAUCAUCCAGGACGCCGUCGCAUACAUCGAGGAGCUGCAGGAGCAGGAGCGCCGGAUCCUUGCCGAGGUGUCCGACCUCGAGGCCGGCGGCUGCACCGCCGUGGUCAAGUCGGAGGCCUCCACGGGCAGCGAGGGGGUGGAGAACGCCGGCGUUGGCUUCUCGCGGCGGAAGAAGAUGCGGAGGACUAGCUCCUCCUCAUCCAUCAACGACGCCGUCGCUUCACCUGCCACGCAUCCGGUCGAAAUCUUUGAGCUGGAGGUGACGCCCAUAGAGGAGAAGCUGGCAGUGGUGAGCAUGAGGCACAAUAAUACCCAACACGUCAUGGCGAAGAUGUACAAGGCGCUAGAUUCACUUUGUCUCAAGGUUAUCACCUCAAGUGUCGCUGUCGCUGAUGGCCGCACAGUCCACACCAUGUUCAUCGAGACGGAAGAAAUGGAUGGUGCUGAGACGAUCAAGGAGAUGGUACAGGCUGCACUCAGCCAUCUCGAAUUCUCGAUGUGAGAAGAAGCUCAACCAAGUCCAUGAGUCACUGAUGAAGACUAAGUGUCUCAAAGAAUACGUAAUGGGCACCCCCAAUUACAUCAUGGUGGAGAGGCAUGGUUUGGUCCAAUUUGAUACUACAACAUUCUAAUAAAAGUGACUACAACUGCAGUCACUUAUAUGGCCCAAAAAUUAGUCACUGUGCCUAGAAUUUGUGUAAGCACGUGGUACUAGUACUCCCUCCCUUCGGAUUUGUAAGAGUGUCUCCAUACAUAAUCAUAUAGAACUUCAGUUCAGUUUA
Hordeum vulgare subsp. vulgare (domesticated barley) is the source of this 1176-nucleotide messenger RNA. Its product is annotated as transcription factor BHLH6-like. Gene Ontology annotation, biological process: regulation of DNA-templated transcription. Lineage: Eukaryota; Viridiplantae; Streptophyta; Magnoliopsida; Poales; Poaceae. The record is from RefSeq and is a predicted model, not a curated record. Gene Ontology annotation, cellular component: nucleus. The coding region runs from base 24 to 896 and encodes 290 amino acids. The transcript has 5 exons. Gene Ontology annotation, molecular function: DNA-binding transcription factor activity; protein dimerization activity; transcription cis-regulatory region binding.